This is a messenger RNA of Trichobilharzia szidati, 1424 nucleotides long. NCBI's taxonomy places the organism in Eukaryota, Metazoa, Platyhelminthes, Trematoda, Strigeidida, Schistosomatidae. The record is from the annotation of a GenBank genome assembly.
UAAUUGACAACACUACUAGUUUGUCUAUCAAAGGCAUAACUUACAGUGGCCCCAGCUUGUCAAUCGUUAAGAUGAAAGCAAUCCUCGAUCCAACUUUUCAACCGAUUGUUGACAAAUAUCCGGAACUGAAUUGCCCAUCUAACGAUCUCCCGUGUAUAACCAGCAAUGUUAUGCACCACAUCAUAACCUCAGGACAGCCCGUGACAUCUAAAGCACGACGACUGGCCCCUGAUAAACUGAGAAUUGCCAGAAACGAAUUCGAUCAUAUGCUCACCCUUGGCAUCAUUCGACCAUCGAAUAGUCCAUGGGCAUCCCCAUUGCAUAUGGUACCGAAAAAGGAUAGCAACGAUUGGCGACCCACUGGUGAUUACCGGCGAGUGAACGCCAAAACAACUCCUGAUUGCUACCCUUUGCCUCACAUACACGACUUGACGGCAACGUUAUCUGGAGCAUCUAUAUUCUCCAAAAUCGACUUGGUUAAAGCAUAUAACCAAAUCCCGAUGGCAACGGAAGAUAUUCCGAAAACGGCUAUCAUCACGCCUUUCGGACUUUUCGAAUUCCUACGUAUGCCAUUCGGCCUCCGGAAUGCGGCCCAAACAUUCCAACGCUUCAUCAACGAAGUAUUUCGCGGUCUCGACUUUGUAUACUCAUACUUAGACGACUGCCUCAUUGCCAGUCCAGAUAAGGAAACUCACCUUAGACACUUGGACUUGGCAUUUGAAAGGUUACGCCAACAUGGUGUUACCAUCAAUAUACAGAAGUGUCAGAUAGGCGUUGACUCACUCGAUUUUCUGAGUCACACUAUUGACUGUCAGGGCAUUCGCCCACUGGCUACUUCGGUCGAUCACUCUAAGAAAACGCGUUCUGGACGUCACGUUAGAUUCCCAGAAUACCUUCACACCUAUUUCACAUAACUGAGUGACACAUCAAUUGUUUUUUAUGUUGCGUCAUUUAACACAAGUAAAUGAUAUUUUUCCUAUAACCGUACAUAAAAUUAUAUAAGAUGUAUAUUUUUUUUUCCCGAUAUUUUGAACUUUACAUUAUUUUACUGUAUAGUAGAUGCAUGUCAUAUUUUUUUUGGUAAAAAAAAACGCUUAUUUGGUACAUUUUUCUUGACAAGGUUCUCAGCAUUCUUGUUUUCUUUUCCAGGUGCAACGGGCACUGGACAGGAAACAAACGAAGCACGGGAUCCAACGAACAACACCGAGGAAGCUAUGUACAGACACCCUAUUAGCAUAGGCAGACAGACCAGCAGGCUCUCAAUCAAGCCGCUCGGAAGAUUUUUUUCACCCAUAAGGGAACCAUCGAGAUUUUUUUACUUCCGGCUGGUCAUGUCUUAGGGUCCUCACAAACCCACUAGGGGGGGGAGUGAGCUGUAGCGGUAAAUAAUUCCCCAAAAUUAUUAACCACAGUAAUCAUCACUC